Messenger RNA from Lasiosphaeria miniovina, 429 nucleotides. RefSeq lists its product as uncharacterized. NCBI's taxonomy places the organism in Eukaryota, Fungi, Ascomycota, Sordariomycetes, Sordariales, Lasiosphaeriaceae. The record is from RefSeq and is a predicted model, not a curated record. The transcript has 3 exons. Gene Ontology annotation, molecular function: nucleic acid binding. The coding region runs from base 1 to 429 and encodes 142 amino acids.
AUGGCGGCCAGUGCGUCUGAUGCCGCAGCCCAUGCAAACCCCAACACGUCCGCUACUCCAACCUACACGGCCCCGAUCGUCGUCGCGCGUGACCGCGAAAACUGGCCCUACCAUAUCAUCGUCUCUAAUCUUCCUGACAACACCAACUGGUUUGAUCUCAAAGACUUCAUCACCUGCCGCAACCUUUCUCGGCUAAAUAUCUUCAUCCAGUUGGCCAAGAACUGGGGAUGGAUUCAGGUCAUCGGUUUUUCGGACUUUGUGCUAGUUAUGACGGUUCUCAAAUCCUAUUCCUUCUGCAGUCACAAGCUCCGGAUUAUCGACGAGAACGUGGAACAAGGCACGCCCGGGUCCAAUAUCAUCCAAGGGCCCUUCAUAUGGACCUUGAACUCGCCGUUGCCUCCGAUGCCGCAUGGCGUCUCGCCUCCUUGA